AUGGAGAACCUCCACAAUUACAACGACAACUUCUGCCAUCAUCUGGAGGACUAUGAGGACGACAUUGGGCCCCACCCUGAACAUGAGGGAGCACCUGAAUCAGGUGGCAGGGUCUAUGAAGGAGCUCUAAGCCUGGACAACAGUGAGAACCAACAGGGUAACCUCAACCAGGGAGGCCACAUGAGCCUGGGUCCUGAAGGUGACCACAGCAACCAGGUUGCCAUGGAGGCAGACCCAGAGGAGCCAGCCAUCUUCCUAGCUGAGGUUCCAAGGCGCCAGCCCAGCAGGCACCAAAUCCAGUUCCACUUCACACAGUGGCAGGUACAGGAAAUGGAGACCAUUUUCCAAGAAACCCAGUACCCGGAUGUGCUCACAAG
Messenger RNA from Peromyscus maniculatus bairdii (prairie deer mouse), 377 nucleotides. NCBI's taxonomy places the organism in Eukaryota, Metazoa, Chordata, Mammalia, Rodentia, Cricetidae. The record is from RefSeq and is a predicted model, not a curated record.